Molecule: messenger RNA, 549 nt
Organism: Ustilago hordei
Lineage: Eukaryota; Fungi; Basidiomycota; Ustilaginomycetes; Ustilaginales; Ustilaginaceae
Product: putative ADP-ribosylation factor 6
Exons: 1
Coding region: 1-549 (182 amino acids)
Biological process (GO): intracellular protein transport; vesicle-mediated transport
Cellular component (GO): cytoplasm
Molecular function (GO): GTPase activity; GTP binding
Source: RefSeq, a predicted model, not a curated record
AUGGGUUCAUCCUUCAGCAAAGCCAUGGGCAAAAUCUUUGGCAACAAAGAAAUGCGUAUUCUCAUGCUUGGUCUCGACGCAGCAGGAAAAACCACGAUCCUCUACAAACUCAAACUCAAUCAAUCCGUCACAACCAUCCCUACGGUAGGCUUCAACGUCGAAACGGUCCAAUACAAGAAUGUCAAAUUCAACGUAUGGGAUGUGGGUGGACAGGACAAGAUCCGACCUCUUUGGCGUCACUACUACACAGGAACUCAGGGGUUGGUCUUUGUAGUAGACAGUCAGGAUAGGGAUCGAAUCGAUGAAGCGAGACAGGAGUUGCACAGGAUAAUCGGCGAUAGAGAGAUGAGGGAUUGCUUGUUGUUGGUCUUUGCGAAUAAGCAGGAUCUUCCGGGGGCAAUGAGUCCAGCGGAAGUAACGGAAAAGCUGGGGUUGCAUAGAAUGAGGGAUAGGAGUUGGUUUGUUCAUCCAUCCUGUGCGACGAGUGGCGAGGGUCUAUAUGAGGGAUUGAGUUGGUUGAGUCAGAAUGUUUCUAGUACUAAGAGCUAG